AUGUUAGCUCGGACGAUACCCUCCUGCCUCUAUAAAGGGCAGGCUAUACAUCUUGCUAUUGCCCUGCUCCUGUUGCUGUCUCUACUCAUAAUAAACCGCUUCGGCAGUGGGAUGAUCACGAAUGUAUUCAAAGACAUACUGUCCAAGGUUCUCGACUACUAUUUGACACGACGUUAUCCGAUCUCCCAUGAAGUAACAGGAAGGCCACUUCCCGGGAGCCCGUACAGAUGGCCCAACGGACAGGGGGACGCCGACAAGUUUCUUGACGGCAUCGAGAAUCGUCAGGCAUGGGCGCAGGAGCAUGGAAAUGUCUAUCGCAUCUGGGCAGGAAUGAAACCAGAGGACGCGUCCCACCACAUUUACAGGGUGUUGCAAAAGCCAGAACAUGUGAAGCUCGUUUUCCGGGACUCGGACCGGCAUACCAAGGCAAGCAACAACGACUCGGGCUAUCUCAUGGGGGAGCUCCUGGGCCAGUGUCUGGGUCUGAUCAGUGGUUCGGAUUGGCGAGCUCUCCGGCGUGUCAGCGAGCCCACGUUCCGACACGGCACCGCCGUCGAAUACAUUGUCAGGAUCCAGCAAAGAGUGAAUGCCUACUGUGCCGCGCAUCAAGGACUGCGAAGCGGCACCAUUGACCCUGUGGCGGAUUUCAAGUUCCUCCCCUUUCUAAUCAUUGCCGAUAUCCUGUACGGCCCUGUCACAUCGGACAUGGAGGAAGAACUCUGCCAGAUGGCUUCCGAGCGCGAGAGGCUCUUCCGUUUUGUCAUCAAGGGUGGGCUGACCCGGUAUACAUGGUCGCGAUAUCUACCGAGCGACGCAAAUCGGGCGCUGAAGUCGUUCCAGGCCCAGUGGAGGUCCUUCAACCAGGCCGCCUUCCAGCGGGCUCGGGACCAGAAGAGGACAGAAACGCCAGUGUAUCAGCUUUUUGAGGCGGUGCGCGUUCGCCAAGUCAGCGCUGCGAACAUCUAUCAGACUCUCGAUGAAAUGCUAUUUGCCAACCUGGACGUCACUAUGGGCGCCUUGUCGUGGAACCUGGUUUUUCUUGCCGCAGAUCUCGACGCACAGGAGCGACUGUUUCAAGAGAUAAUGACCAAGGCGAGAGAAGGUGAGCAGAUGAUGCAGUACGUGCAAAGUAGUUCCACGUACCUCGCUUCUUGCAUCCUGGAAUCGUCUCGGCUCAAGCCUCUGGCAUCCUUCUCGGUCCCUCAGGCUGCACCAACCGAUCGAGUGAUCGACGGCUACGUAGUCCCCGCUGGAACCAGUUUCAUUGUCGAUUCCUACGCCUUGAACGUCGAGAAUGAGUUCUGGGGCCCGGACCGGCACGAGUAUAGGCCGGCCCGUUUUGAACAGCUUUCUACCUCCGAAACACGCUACCACAUGUGGCGAUUUGGGUUUGGUCCGCGCCAGUGCUUGGGUAGAUACGUCGCCGACUUGAUGCUCCGACUAUUCCUGCUUCAUCUGGUGCAAAACUGGACGCUGCGGCUUCCGGCUAGCGAGGGUGCCAGUUCGGAGGAUUGGAAACGGGAUCUGGAAAGCUGGAUUACCCAUCCCAGGGUGCAUCUAAUGUGUAAGCAGCGUCAAUAG
This is a messenger RNA of Aspergillus thermomutatus, 1581 nucleotides long. RefSeq names its product cytochrome P450. Gene Ontology annotation, molecular function: monooxygenase activity; iron ion binding; oxidoreductase activity, acting on paired donors, with incorporation or reduction of molecular oxygen. NCBI's taxonomy places the organism in Eukaryota, Fungi, Ascomycota, Eurotiomycetes, Eurotiales, Aspergillaceae. The coding region runs from base 1 to 1581 and encodes 526 amino acids. The transcript is spliced from 3 exons. The record is from RefSeq and is a predicted model, not a curated record.